Messenger RNA from Mus caroli (Ryukyu mouse), 267 nucleotides. RefSeq names its product serine peptidase inhibitor, Kunitz type 3 (gene Spint3). The record is from RefSeq and is a predicted model, not a curated record. NCBI's taxonomy places the organism in Eukaryota, Metazoa, Chordata, Mammalia, Rodentia, Muridae. Gene Ontology annotation, molecular function: serine-type endopeptidase inhibitor activity.
AUGCAACUCCAGGCCUCCUUCUUCUUAUUCCUGAUCCUCAUCUUCUGCCCAGAGCUUUGCGCAGAACCAAAUAACGUGCCCAGGAAGUCCUUACCGCCUAUGUGCAUCCUUCCUAAGGACACGGGCGGAUGCCGAGCUGUGUUUGUGAGAUGGUACUAUAACUCCAAAGCUGGCAAGUGUGAGUGGUUCCGCUAUGGAGGCUGCAAAGGCAACGAGAACAACUUCCCGAGCAGAAGUCAGUGCCAGGCAGUCUGCACCAACACCUGA